Ceratosolen solmsi marchali is the source of this 1694-nucleotide messenger RNA. Its product is annotated as probable 28S rRNA (cytosine-C(5))-methyltransferase. The record is from RefSeq and is a predicted model, not a curated record. The transcript is spliced from 6 exons. Lineage: Eukaryota; Metazoa; Arthropoda; Insecta; Hymenoptera; Agaonidae. Gene Ontology annotation, molecular function: RNA methyltransferase activity. Bases 139 to 1545 code for a protein of 468 amino acids. Gene Ontology annotation, biological process: rRNA base methylation. Gene Ontology annotation, cellular component: nucleolus.
CAGAGCAAGGAUAAUUGAAGAAACGUGUAAAAAAAUGUACAUAAGAAUUAUUUUAAAUUAUUAAGUAAUUCAUGAAACAGUUUUAGGGGAAAAGAACAAGGAUAGACUUAUCGAGUCAUUGUUUUAUAUACCUUCCUCAUGGCUUAUCAGAAUUAUCAUAAAAAUGUUCCUCCAAACAUUAUACCUCAAAAGCGCUUGAUAUACGAAAAAUAUAAUCAUCCCAAGUUGAUAAAACCAUUAUCUUUAGAAUAUAUUAAAGCUGCAAAAGCCAUAAGUAUAGUUGACAAGGAAAAUGUGACGAUACAAGAUAUUCUUGAUCCAAGUAAAAGUAGAUUCGUUAGUGAUGUGUACAAUUUAGCGUCGUUAGCUAUUCAGCGAAGUUCAGAAAUAAAUUUUCUUCUAUUCAAAUUUGAAAUAUUGACAAACAAUGAAUUUUUGGAUCCAUGGAUAGCAAGAGUUUUAAUAGCUGAAUUAUUAUGGGGUAAACAAUAUCUAAAAUCAAAUGCAAAAGAAGCAGAGACUAUCAAGUAUUAUGAAGAAAAUUUAAGAGAAGCAUAUGCAGAAGUGACAAGUGUUAUAUAUAAUCCACUCGAUAACAAUAAACUUAAACUACCAAUUUACGUUCGCAUUAAUACAUUAACAAUAUCGAUAGAAGAUACUCUGCGUGCAUUUUGUAAAGAAGGAUGGAAUCUCUUACCUCGUUGUAAUUCAUAUUUAGAUUACUUAAAUACAUUAACGAAUUUAUGUAAAAAUGAUUUUGUUAGAGAUUAUCAUAUUUCUGAACUUCUUGCAUUUCCACCAGGAACUAUACUUUACAAUCAUCCUGGUUAUAUAAAAGGCAAAUUUUUGUUACAAGACAAGGGAAGCUGUCUGUCCAGUUUUUUACUAAAUCCAAAGCGGAACUCAUUUGUUUUAGAUUUAUGUGCUGCUCCUGGCAUCAAAUCUAAUCACCUCGCUAAUAUAAUGGGAAAUAGCGGAUUAAUUUAUUCGAAUGACAUUCAUUCGGCUAGGCACGACGCUUUAUGUAACCUGCUACAAUUAACCGAUGUUAAAAAUGUGAAAACAUUGCAACAUGACUUCUUAAAUAUUAAUAUUAGUCAUUAUGAAAAUAUUAAAUAUAUUUUAGUCGAUCCUACUUGCACGUACUCUGGAAUAUUUUUCGAAGCUAAUAAAAGUAGCCAGAAAGGUCGAAUACAACAUUUUCAAUAUUUGUUAAGUAUGAUACUUAGAUAUACUCUUCAAACAUUUCCAAAUGUCAAAAGAGUUGUAUACACAACUUGCUCCGUGUAUGCGGAAGAAGGAGAAAUUGUUAUAGAUGAUGUACUCGAUGAAAUAGGUAAUUCGUAUUAUCUACUCGAUAUCAAAGAAAUGUUAUGGAACGAAUGGGAGAGUGUAAGUUCUGUGGAGUAUGCUUGUGGUGAUAAAUGUUUACGAAUUGUGCCAGAAUUUGACCUCUGUCAAGGUUACUUCAUAGCAGUAUUUGAAAGAAACUUCGAUGUCCAAGUUCCACCAUUCGUUAAAAGAUUUAAGAAAAAACAAAGAUGAAUAGCGAUAAUAAUAUAGUAUACUUGUAGGUGAUAAUGAACUUUCUCUGCAAUUUGUUGCAUUCGAUUCGUGGCGAACAGAUAUAUUAGAUUACAAUUGAAAAUAAAAGUCGUAAAAUUAUCAUUAAGACAAUUAUAUUAAAUUCGUAA